AUGCGAAUGUUGGAUAAAUCAACAGGAGAAAAACGGAAAAGUACAGACACCACAAAUAUUACAGCCACAAAAGACAUGAAGAAAAGGAAGAAAGAAUCUGCCUCUGCAACUCUUCCAGAUCUCACUUCAUCCGAAAAAUCCAAAGAAAAUAUUAACAA
Molecule: messenger RNA, 158 nt
Organism: Entrophospora sp. SA101
Lineage: Eukaryota; Fungi; Glomeromycota; Glomeromycetes; Entrophosporales; Entrophosporaceae
Source: the annotation of a GenBank genome assembly